GACUUUCUGAAGUCACGUACAAUAAUUGAGAAGUCACCCUAGUAAUAGCGAAACCGAAAGUAGCCAAACAGCCUGUUGCCGGUCGAUUUUGCGAUCGUUAUAAGAUCUUUCGACAACUUCUAAACGUCAACAGCCUGUACUGUUUGCGAGGAAUCCAAAGAUGACUUCAGCUACCUCCUUGCUGUUUUUUGCGAUCCAUUUAGCCUAUAUCAGCACUGGAAAUUCCUCUGAGUCAUUUGUCAAACUGGAGUGUAAAACAGAAUACCAUGGGGUUUAUGGUCAGCAGUUAAUUCUAGGGUGCAUUGUCAAAACUGUGGUGGAUGUGGUGGAUGUGACCAUCAUAACGGUGACCUGGAAGAGAAUGGGAGCUGCUGCUAAAGCUGAUGCUAAUUUGUUGGAAUACCAUAAAGAGAAAAGGGAGCUAACCCCUGGGUUUAAAUUUGCUGAGCCAUCCUGGAACAAGACGAAUAUGAAUGUGUCCUUGUUGUUGACAAAUACCAAGAUGGCCGACAAGGGGGAGUAUGAAUGCAUGGUGACCACAGAUGUUGGGAUUGCCACAGCUACAAUCAGCCUCAGUGUCACAGCUAAGUACAAGACUCCAACCAUGAGCUCCCUCCCUGAGACCAACAUCAAAGAGAACACAGAUGUGACCAUUUUCUGCAACUCUACAGGCGGGCACCAGACAGGGUUGAUCUGGUGGUUUGACGAGUUCGGCAGCAAUUGGACGCGCAGUGCUGAACUGGUGGCCAAAGAGAUGGACAAUGGACUGUUCAGCCUCUCCAGUAAAUUCACAGUGCUGAAGGCCACAUCCAGUUACACAAACUACACGUGCAAAGUGCUUAAUGUCAAUGGUGCCGAGGAGGGAAUGGCAUCAUUUGUGAUCCAGUUUGCGUCGCGAGACUUAGGUAUUAAAAGUGACCACUUGGAUACUGUCUCCACCACCAAAUGGCUAGCCCCGGUUGCAGUCAUAGGCUCUCUGAUCAUUGGACUCCUUGCUGCACUGCUGUUCUUUAAGAGGCGCUCUGCCCAACGAGCUCGAAGGCAGUCCACCUUCCCAUUAAUGAGUGGCCACCAACAGAUACCAGGCAUGAUCAAUAUGUUGAGGCAGGAGGUCUAAACAGCGACAGGAGCUGAUUAGUUAACUGGCAGUCUCUGGAAGGGGCUGUUUCCUUGACGAUCAAUAAGGAGCUUGUCACCUUCACUGUCCUUUGAUGGACUGUUUCCUGUUAAGUGUUCGGUGACAGUCACUUUGGCACUCAGGUCAUUCUGAUUUGAGGCAUUUGUUUCUUCAUAAUCUACUGAGGAUGCCAGCCUUUAAGCACUGUGGUUGAUUACAAAUGAUAUAACUCUUUAACAGCCUAUGUUUAAAAGCCUAACAUAAAUGGUUAUAUCCAGAGUUGCCAUGGUGUAGGUAAACUGUAGAUUCUACCAGCAUGAUUGUUAAAACUCAGGUCUGCUAAGAGCAAAUUUGAAUACUGUGAAAAUUCUUUGCAACUUCCGGUGCAGGUUUACAGGCUGUUCCUGCUUUAAGUUAGUUUUAACAGUGGUCAAGUAGGGUACUGUGGCUAUUUGAUCAUAAUGUAGGCCUACCAGAGUGGCCUACCAUAAUAAACGAUGGAGAAAAUGCAUCCCAUAACAUUAUAACAUGGAAAUAGCUGUUCUGUCAUUCAGCCAACAGUAGCAGCCAAUGUGCGGUGUUCAAUGUAAGUCUACAUUCCAUGAGACUUUUGAAAAAAAAGUGUAGGACUUGACAUGAACCUGUUUAUCCACUUGUCCUUCAAACGAGGAGGUGAUUGAAAAUGUUGUUGUGUUGUUUGAUGCAAGAAACCACUUGCAUCAUUAUUCCGAUACCAUUAUUACAAAGAAUGACACAAAUUAUGCUACCCUCUGCCUAUUGGCUACUUAGCGUAUUCAAGGCUGAAAUGCACACGUUUUGUGUUCUUGUAGGAAGCAAUCACCCCCCCCCCCCCAUUUCUGACUACAAAUUAUCAAUAACUGGGCUAAUAACUCACUAACUAGUGAACAAAUGUACAAAUGUGCACAAGUCGCUACAUAUAGUUCUUGCUUUGAUCUACUCACAACCGCUCAUGCUGUAAAAGCAGUCCAGUUCAAAGUGAAUGGCACAGAUCUAUAUAUGACAAUGGUCUAUUUGUAUAUAGGCCUACUGCAGCUCUGAUUGGUUAUGGCACACUGGUCUGUGUAGAGUACAAGUCUGCCUGUCAAUGCAAUAGAAUCCUACUCUGAUGCGUUCUGUCUACAACAAAAUCUUUUAUAUAUUUCGUUUUGCAUAGUAAGUAUUGCACUGUUUGUUUUGUUUUGGUAUGUUGUAUUGAAAGUGGCUGAUAUUGCAUUCAUUCGAUCACAAUUCCCACAGUAAAGGGAAACACUGAUAGUGUUAACUAACUGGGAAAACUCUAGAAAGUUGAGUAAAGUUCAGACUCGCACAGGGCUGAUAUUUCUUCUGCGUAUCAGACCCGGGGAGCUGCACAUGCGCAGUUUAGAGGGAACAUUGUUCACGAGUGUACACAGCACUUUUUCAAAAAGAUGAAUUGAAACUAAUUUUGCCUCUGAGGUUUCGCAAGACUGUACAGUGCAAUACAACAUGUUUCAUUUGACCAAAGAUUUGUUGAUCAUCAGGUUUCAAUGGAUACUGCUGUGCCUGCCACUGUCCUCCCCGGGCUUUCAUUCUGCUACAAUGUGUAUGAGAAGAAAUGUUAUGCUAAAUAGUAUAUUACUUUUGACUAGAAGGAAUAGGGUGCCAUUUUGAAGUCAUCCUUUGACUUGACUUUGUGUAAUAUCUGGAACUUAUUGUAACAUUAAACCAACCUUGUUACCAACAGCCAGCCUGUUGCUUCAACAGUG
Messenger RNA from Oncorhynchus kisutch (coho salmon), 2862 nucleotides. RefSeq lists its product as uncharacterized. Gene Ontology annotation, biological process: cell surface receptor signaling pathway; positive regulation of T cell proliferation; immune response. Gene Ontology annotation, cellular component: external side of plasma membrane. Bases 161 to 1117 code for a protein of 318 amino acids. The transcript has 8 exons. The record is from RefSeq and is a predicted model, not a curated record. NCBI's taxonomy places the organism in Eukaryota, Metazoa, Chordata, Actinopteri, Salmoniformes, Salmonidae.